AUGCAAGAAACUUCUGUUAAACGUUAUCCUCUUGAUUUAUUCAAUAAUGAAGAAAUUUGUAAUCCAUUAACAUUAAUAUGGUUGGAUAAAACAUGUAAUGAUGAUUUACUUGAUCCAUCAUAUGUUCGAACAUUAUUAAAAAAAUCUCAUCAGAAUUGUUUAUUUUAUAAUGAUAUCAAAGUAUUUAUUGAACAUAUUCAUAAACAAUUGAUAUUUCAAAAAAAAUCUAUUGAACGUAUUUUCUUACCAUUAACACAUGAUUUAGAUGAGAAUCGUCAAUUUAAUACAAUUCGUUUUUUAAAAACAAAAUCUUCUUAUAAUACAAAUGCAGUUUAUUCUUAUAUGUUAUUUGUUGAAAUAUUAAAAGAAGUUCCACAAACAGAUCAAGCUAAAGAUUAUAUGUUAAAUAAAAUCAAAGAUUGGAAUCGUUUUAAUCCAACACAACUUGAAUAUAUUGAAACAUUUCGAAAUACUUAUAAACCAAAUCAAGCUAUUAAAUGGUAUACAGAACAAUCAUUUAUGUAUAUUUAUGUUAAUCGAGCAUUUCGAACAGAAAAUGUUUCAAUGUGGUAUUUAUUUCGAUUUUAUAUUAAAGAUUUAUGUGAACAAAUUGAACAAGUUUAUCACGAACAAAAUAAUAAAGAAUGCUUAAUACUUUAUCGUGGUCAAGGUCAUUUACCAAAACAAGAAUUUGAAAAUCUUUGUUCAAAUAUUGGUGGUCUUAUAUCAACAAAUGGAUUUUUAUCAUCAACAAAAUCAUUUCCUUUAGCUGAAUUUUUUCUUGGAGGUGCUCAUGAUACCGAAACUUCUUGUGCAGUUAUUUUUGAAAUCACAGUUGAUGCAAAGAAUCUUAAAAGUACGAUAUUUGUUGAUAUUAGUCAACAUUUACCAGAAUUAGGCGAAGAAGAAAUACUUUUUAAUAUUGGAACAAUUUUUCAAAUUGAUUCUGUUGAACGUGAAGAAGAUUUUUGGAGAAUUAAAAUUCAUGCAACUGACGAUGGAUCAAUGGAAAUAAAAGAUAAAAUGGAUUUAAUGAAAAAAAAAUUUAAAACAACAAAUUUAAAUCUUUUAUUUGGUCGAUUAUUAAUUGAUAUGGGUUUAUUUGAUAAAGCUCAAUCAUAUUUUAAUUUAAUUCUACAAAUUUUACCUGAAAAACAUCAAGAUUUACCAUUAAUUAAUGAUCAUUUAGGUGAUCUUCAAAUGCGUAUUCCAAAUUAUAAUAAAGCAUUUAAACAUUUUCAAUUAUCAUUAAAUUUGAAAGAAGAAUUUUUUUCUAAGGAUUGUACAAAAAUGUGUAUUACAUAUAAUCAUUUAGGAAAUUAUUAUAAAGCUAUUGAAGAUACUUCAAAAGCUUUUUAUUAUUAUGAAAAAACAUUAAAAUAUGAAGAUAAUCUGAUUAAUAUUGGAAUAACAAAAUUAAAUCUUUCAUCAAUUUAUCUAAUGAAACGAGAAUUUGAAAAAGCUGAAAAGAUUUGUUUAGAUGCACAUGAAAUCUUUCAUAAAUUAGAACCUCCUUCUUAUGGAGAAAUUCUUUUAUGUCAAGGAAUAUUAGGUGAUAUUUCAUUCGAAAGAAAAGGAUAUCAACAAGCAGAAAGUUUUUAUCAUGUUGCAUUUGAUAUGGCAAAAAAAUAUUUCUCUUUUGGUGAUUCUCGUUUGAUUAAUUGUAUAAAUGCAUUAGCAAAUUUUUAUCAAAAACAAGGUAAUACUUCUUAUGCUUUAUAUUUUUGUUAUCAACAAUUAAAUGAACAUAAAAAAUAUUUAUCAGAUGAAAAUCAUCUCAAUAUUGCACAGAUUUAUAUGAAAAUUGCUGAUUUAUUAAAUGAUAAAAAUUAUUAUAGAAGAGCUUUAAAAAUAUUUCAAAAUAAUUUACGUAAAGAUUAUUUCUCAAAUGCAAAUUGUCUCUUAAAAUUGGCUUCGUUUUAUUCAAAUGAACAAUCUUUAUAUUGUUAUAUUAAAGCAAAUAAAUUAUAUAAAAAAAUUUAUCCAAAAAAUCAUUCAUCAAUUAUUAAAACACAAAAACAAAUAGAUGAACUUAAAAAAAUGAAUAUUAUUGAAAAAUCUUUCGAACAAGAACCAAUUCUUAUUGAUUAUUUAAAUCAAUUUAUAUUUAAUAAUAAUUCUAUUCAUUUAAAUAAUCAAUCUUCUUCUCUUCAAACAUUGGACCAUCAAUCCAAUAUAGAACUUUAA
This is a messenger RNA of Adineta ricciae, 2187 nucleotides long. The record is from the annotation of a GenBank genome assembly. Lineage: Eukaryota; Metazoa; Rotifera; Eurotatoria; Adinetida; Adinetidae.